Messenger RNA from Spodoptera littoralis (African cotton leafworm), 1372 nucleotides. NCBI's taxonomy places the organism in Eukaryota, Metazoa, Arthropoda, Insecta, Lepidoptera, Noctuidae. The record is from the annotation of a GenBank genome assembly.
AAUUACCUCUUGGUUCGUAAGUGAAAUCAGCCAAGUACUAGUCAUGAAGGAGUCAGAGAGCCCACAACAGUUAAACAAAGUGAAAAUGUCUUCACUUCAACUCCUUAAACACGCGCAAUUCCAUGGAGCAAACCAAUUGGGUGACAAAGCUUCCAGAUAUAUUUGGGCCCCAACUUUACUGAUCCUGUUGGGUCCCGCUAUUGCUCUGGUAGUACUUACUGUCAACCGGUACUUGGACAGGCCUACUUUCAUGGUGAGACAUGACAAGUUCCUCGAGAAGAGAGACUUUCCUUCUGUCGUCGUGUGCCCUGAAGUCAAUUUCGUUGAACAGAAAAUGGACAACUUUUUGGCUAAACUAAACUAUCCUCCUGGCAUAAAUGCGACUAUAGCCAGAAGGAUACUUCCACAACUGUCUGCGUUCUACUCCCUCGACGUGUUGUAUCAACUAUCAGACCUGAUGCGAGUGGAACAUCUCCUGGACUACAAUGGUAUAACUGUGGAGACAGCUGGGAGAUUACUUACCGCUACCUGUGAAGAGACGCUUAUCAAAUGCCGCUGGAAUCGCCGUUUAGUCAACUGUUCAGAUUUGUUCGAAAUGGAGUUCACAGGAGAUGGUUUCUGUUGUGUCUUCAACGGAAGAUCAUUGAGAAGAGAAAUGGAGAACCACGGAUUGAACAUAAAGCAAACGUUAUCGAGGAGGAAGUGGUACACAAAACUGUUCGGUUACACCAGCGGCCUGAUGCUAGCCAUCAACCAGAGCCAGACUCUUACAUCUGUUGACCUUUCUUAUAAAUGGGUGGCUCUCCAGACAGGCAAUCACUUCGUCGACACAACCAUGAAUGGAACAGCUGUGAGUCCUGGAUCUGAGCACUGGAUCGCCUAUUACACGACUGGCUAUCAGAUAGCUCUAGGAGCUAAAACACUUCACCCGUCACUUAGGAAGUGUAACAUGGCAUCAGAAAAGUUAAAGUACUUUCCGAAGUAUAGCCAAAAGUACUGUACAUUAGAGAAGGAAAUAGCGAAUACUUUGGACAAGUGUAAUUGUGUCCGGAGCAACCAUCCGAAGCCUCCUGGUACUAUGAGAUGCCGAGCGGCUAUGCUGCGCUGUGCCACACAGGCGAUGGUUGCGUUUGACGCCUUGAGCACCGACUGUCCUAUGACGUGUGACACCAAGAAGGCCACUAUGAAAGCCUCGAGGUUUGUCCUCGACGAGACUGUGAGCACUGUAGAACCAUUCUACUCAGCUAGGUGGGAUGUUCAGCGUGUUCUUCGGAUGCAGUGUGCUGACAUUGUUAGCAUUACUGCAAAUCAUCUGGCGUGCACUCUACAGACGAUGUCGAAAAUUUUGGAGUUCCACCAAGUAGAAUUGUGA